AUGGGCAUGCUAUCAUGGUUGCGUCCGAGUGGUCGUGUUUCAUUCUUCCACUCAAAAGACAAUAACUUAAUUCUGAAAAAAGUCGGGAAAGGAACCAAACAACAGAUCACCUUGACGGAUCUCUGUCGUACUGCCACACCAAAGACAUGUACGCUCAACCCGUUUUUAUUCAACGGUCAUCUCCAGACGGCCUGGACUACGGUGAAAUUUGAUGACGUUCCUGUAUACUAUAAACGCUGGAUGUUCGAAGCCGAUAACCCGAUGUUCAGCGGGCAUUUCGCGGUGGAUUUCGUUGUCGAUCCAUUCGAAGCUCCUAAAGAUAGCCAACUGACAGAUCAGGAGAGAAAAUACACUCAACCAUCGGGGUUACCGGAAAGGACAGCAUUCUUUGCGGCAGAUGAAUUCGACGCGCUUCCUUCAGAUGAUACGAAACCCAUGCUUGUUGUCCUCCAUGGUCUGAGUGGUGGAUCACACGAGAUUUACCUCCGCCACGUCCUGGCACCCCUCAUUGCUGAUGGGGCAUGGGAAGCGUGUGUUAUCAAUUCUAGGGGCUGUGCUCAAACUAAGAUUACCAGCGGUGUGCUAUAUAAUGCCCGUGCCACGUGGGAUUAUUUGGGCGAAGAAGGUGAGGCUUGCCAGUUGAAAGCUGCGGUACUUUGCGCAAGCCCUUGGAACCUAGAAGUAAGCUCCGUGAGCUUGCAAAGCAGCUGGAUGGGACUCGAGGUCUACAGUAAAGUGAUGGGAUCAAACAUGAAACGACUCUUUGAGCAUCACGUAGAUGAGGUCUCCAAGAAUCCUCGAGUUGAUAUUGAUGCAGUUCGGAGCACUAAAUACCUACAUGAGUUCGACCGGGCUUUGCAAUGUGCUUCAUGGGGUUACCCCACAGAGGGCGCCUACUAUCGUGAUGCUUCGUCCGUUGACUCGCUUCUUGCUAUUAAAAUCCCUUUCUUUGCUGUACAAGCUGAAGAUGACCCGAUUGCUACCGUCAAAGCACUUCCUUUCCAGGAAAUCGGGCAAACCCCUUAUGGUGUUAUGAUGACAACGUCCUGGGGUGGGCAUCUUGGCUGGUUUGAACUUGGAGGCAGCAGAUGGUUUGUGAAGCCAGUGACCAAUUUCUUAAACCUCAUGGCCAAGGACGUCGACCUCGAGGCUCCUUUCUUGGUCGAGAACCCCGACAAGGCUCCAGGCCACGUUGCUAACAAUACCAGCAACCUCGAUGUAACACCAAAACCUGAUUUCAAUCCCAUGCGUCGCAAACUGGAUUUCCAGUCUGCACUCUUGAACUAG
This is a messenger RNA of Aspergillus oryzae RIB40, 1287 nucleotides long. RefSeq names its product putative hydrolase, alpha/beta fold family. The coding region runs from base 1 to 1287 and encodes 428 amino acids. Gene Ontology annotation, biological process: medium-chain fatty acid biosynthetic process; medium-chain fatty acid catabolic process. The transcript has 6 exons. The record is from RefSeq and is a predicted model, not a curated record. Gene Ontology annotation, molecular function: acetylesterase activity; monoacylglycerol lipase activity. Lineage: Eukaryota; Fungi; Ascomycota; Eurotiomycetes; Eurotiales; Aspergillaceae.